AUGCAGCUGGUGGCCAGCCUGGUGUCCGUUCUGCUGCUGGUGUGGAGUGCGAGAGCCACUGCACUGCCCGGAGAAGAGAGACUCGCAAUACAGAACACUAGGGAACAGAGCACAGUCCGGAAAGACGCCAUCCUGAAGAUGCUGGCAGGCUUGCUGGACAGUGUGGAUGUGGGGCGCGAGGCAGCAUCCCCGGACGUGGAAGAGGAGGGCAAGCUGGAGGAGGAGCGGGCGGUGCUGGGGCGUCUCGCCCAGCUAUCGCAGCGGGACCGCAAGGCCCCCUGCAAAAACUUCUUCUGGAAAACCUUCACCUCCUGCUAG
This is a messenger RNA of Gymnogyps californianus (California condor), 318 nucleotides long. RefSeq names its product cortistatin (gene CORT). The record is from RefSeq and is a predicted model, not a curated record. NCBI's taxonomy places the organism in Eukaryota, Metazoa, Chordata, Aves, Accipitriformes, Cathartidae. The coding region runs from base 1 to 318 and encodes 105 amino acids. Gene Ontology annotation, cellular component: extracellular region. The transcript has 2 exons. Gene Ontology annotation, molecular function: hormone activity. Gene Ontology annotation, biological process: regulation of cell migration.